AUGUCCGGUCGCGGUAAAGGUGGUAAAGGUCUCGGGAAGGGUGGCGCCAAGCGUCACCGAAAGGUGUUGCGCGACAACAUCCAAGGCAUCACGAAGCCGGCGAUCCGCCGUCUCGCUCGCCGUGGUGGUGUCAAGCGCAUCUCCGGUCUCAUCUACGAAGAGACCCGAGGCGUCCUCAAGGUGUUCCUCGAGAACGUGAUCCGCGAUGCGGUCACGUACACCGAGCACGCCCGCAGAAAGACCGUCACCGCCAUGGAUGUCGUCUACGCGCUCAAGCGCCAAGGCCGCACCUUGUACGGUUUCGGCGGCUAA
Messenger RNA from Ostreococcus lucimarinus CCE9901, 312 nucleotides. RefSeq lists its product with no specific name. Gene Ontology annotation, biological process: nucleosome assembly. Gene Ontology annotation, molecular function: protein heterodimerization activity; DNA binding; structural constituent of chromatin. Bases 1 to 312 code for a protein of 103 amino acids. The record is from RefSeq and is a predicted model, not a curated record. Gene Ontology annotation, cellular component: nucleosome. The transcript has a single exon. Lineage: Eukaryota; Viridiplantae; Chlorophyta; Mamiellophyceae; Mamiellales; Bathycoccaceae.